GAUAGGCUAAUAUGUGAUUGACAGCAAAUAUUGCCCAAUGGGAAAGCUUCCUCGCAAAAAUGUCGCUUUUUUUCGCCGGUUCCAGAAAACCAACCACGAGUUUCUAGUCGUGUGGGAGAAUCCAUUUUGAAGAGAGCUCUCCGGCUGCGAGGCUUGUUUAGGUGUCACAGUUUAAAAAUGUCUGAAGCAGAGCAGCAGUACAUGGAGACGUCGGAAAACGGUCACGAGCUCGACGAUGAUUUUAACGGAGCCGGCCUCGGCGGCGAGGGGGAAGACGGCGGCGCCGAGAACGAGUGCGACCAGGCCGGGGACGGCGGGGAUGCGAGCUCGCAGAACGGCGGCACGGAAGGAGGCCAGAUCGACGCCAGCAAAGGCGAAGAAGAUGCGGGAAAAAUGUUUGUUGGAGGCCUCAGCUGGGACACCAGCAAGAAAGACCUGAAGGAUUACUUCUCCAAAUUCGGCGAGGUGACGGAUUGUACCAUCAAGAUGGAUCAGCAGACGGGCCGGUCACGAGGGUUCGGCUUUAUUCUCUUUAAAGAUGCCGCGAGUGUAGACAAGGUUCUUGAACAAAAGGAACACAGGUUAGAUGGUCGGCAGAUUGACCCCAAGAGGGCGAUGGCGAUGAAGAAGGAGAUAGUCAAAAAGAUCUUUGUGGGAGGCCUUAAACCUGACUUGUCAAAGGAGGAAAUUGAGGAGUAUUUUGGAGCCUUUGGAGAGAUCGAGACUAUUGAGCUACCGCAGGAUCCAAAGACCGAGAAGAGGAGGGGAUUUGUAUUCAUUACAUACAAAGAUGAGCCUUCAGUCAAAAAAGUUUUGGAGAAGAAAUACCACACUGUCGGUGGAAGCAAGUGUGAAAUAAAAAUCGCUCAACCCAAAGAGGUCUACAUGCAGCAGCAGUAUGGCGCGCGUGGAUACGGUGGACGUGGAAGGGGGCGUGGAGGCCAGGGCCAGAACUGGAAUCAAGGCUACAACAACUACUGGAACCAAGGAUAUAACAACCAUGGCUAUGGUUAUGGACAGCAGGGCUAUGGAUAUGGCGGCUAUGGCAACUAUGACUACUCUGGUUAUUACGGCUAUGGGGGUGGCUACGAUUACAACCAGGGCAAUACAAGCUAUGGGAAAACUCCAAGACGUGGAGGCCACCAGAGUAGCUACAAGCCAUACUGAUCACUCAUAGUGCAGGUCUAAAGUAAAUAAAAAGAGAUCCAUGGUCUGACCACAGCGAACAUGGGCUCUGGCUUUUCCUUUGGAGUUGGCAGAAAUUUGGACUCCAUUUGUACAGAUCAAGCGAGGAAACUGGGGAAGCAAUUGUCACUUUUUUUCCCACUUUUUAUUUUUGGUUUUCGUGUCCAUUUACAUUUCCAGCGAUGGAAGUGUUAUUUUUUUACUGUACUUUUUGGUACCUUUUUUGAAUAAUGUAAUGUAUGGUUGUAUUUUUACAUGUCAACUGGAUUUACACAUGUGGAGGAACAAGAGCUUUCAAAGCUCUCAAAUAAAAUUGUUUAGUUGUUUUUUUUUGUUUUAUUUCCUGUUUUUGUGUUUGUAAAAAAGAAAAAAGUGUUCUUCCUCUUGUAUUGAAAGAAUUCUGCACGAUUUAAGUAGAAGAAGGGAUUUAACAUGAGCAGAAGUGGGUGUGUCACUUUGUUGCCAAUAUCAUACAGAUGGAGUCAUUCCCCCAUUUUCUAUUUUUUGUCUUGGUUUUUAAAGUUUUUCUUUCUUGAACAUGUUUGCAGUUUUAACUGACUUCACUUGUGUUAUUGAACUGAAUGCAAGCCUGUUCAUGUAAGAGGGCAUUCCCUCUCUCACUGGAGUUUCAUUCCUCAAGUGUCCUGGAUAAAAGUGGUAGAAAUAAACUUUUGGUUCAAAUUACAAAAAACAUCUUUUUUGUUAUUAUUUGUAAAGUUAAUGGUAAAUGUACCUCUAAAUGGCUUGCUAAUUUUGUAAACCUUUUCCCCAUGGAGGCCUCUUUGGAAAGCAUUGGCAGAGGGCCUCAGUAUCUGCAGAGUAACUGGAAAUAUGUUGAUUUCCAUUUAUUAUACCAACACUUCUGCUAUAGAUAAUGGUAAGUGAUUUUCUUUGGCAUUCUGGGUAAUGGAGUUUAAUGAAAUAACUGAUAACUUUGAUGCAUUUUUUGGCGCUUUCAUGAUUUAAAUGUUUAUUUAUUGGGAGUCCUCAGAGCUGAUAUGCCUUGUUCCAUGGUGAUGCUGUGAAUUGGUGCUGAAGACCUGUGAAAGAACAUUUGAGUUCAGUUCCAAAGGAGGGUUCUUUGCAGAACAUUUUGAUUCCACUCAGUGUGCUCUGGAUGUAAACUUUGCUAUUGUAUAUGUGGUUUUUAACGUUCAACGGAAGAAGGGAACGACUGCUCCGCAAGAUGUCAAGCUGCAAGAACGGGUAACAUCUCUACCUCUGAACUAUGAAUGUGACCACCUGAAAAUGUGAUGCAAUUAAAAGUUUUAUACAGGUUGAACUAA
This is a messenger RNA of Oryzias melastigma (Indian medaka), 2471 nucleotides long. Its product is annotated as heterogeneous nuclear ribonucleoprotein A/B. Gene Ontology annotation, biological process: regulation of gene expression. The coding region runs from base 178 to 1167 and encodes 329 amino acids. Lineage: Eukaryota; Metazoa; Chordata; Actinopteri; Beloniformes; Adrianichthyidae. The transcript is spliced from 9 exons. Gene Ontology annotation, molecular function: RNA binding. Gene Ontology annotation, cellular component: nucleoplasm. The record is from RefSeq and is a predicted model, not a curated record.